Molecule: messenger RNA, 261 nt
Organism: Cooperia oncophora
Lineage: Eukaryota; Metazoa; Nematoda; Chromadorea; Rhabditida; Trichostrongylidae
Source: the annotation of a GenBank genome assembly
AUGAGGGAAGCCGCUCUCGUACUUGUAGCUGUUGCAGUUUGCUCGGCUUCGGUGCUUGAGUUCGUGACACUGCCAAAGACAAUCAGUAUCAAAUCGGCAAAUCGGGAGCUCCGCCUGAGCGAAGUACCGCUGCUUAAUGAAAAUCUCCUUGGGCUUACGGCGAAGCCCGUUUCAGGCCGUUCACUGCCGCCUUUGCCGAGCAACUCGGAACGAAAGUAUCCCGUCAUGAAUGCUAGGAACAGUGAGCACUGGGCAGUCUAG